Molecule: messenger RNA, 552 nt
Organism: Penicillium daleae
Lineage: Eukaryota; Fungi; Ascomycota; Eurotiomycetes; Eurotiales; Aspergillaceae
Exons: 3
Coding region: 1-552 (183 amino acids)
Source: RefSeq, a predicted model, not a curated record
AUGCAUCAUCCCUGGUCUUACGUAUCCGCCAUUUCCAUCUUCAAGGACAACCCCAUCGCUUGGAUCUUCGAAUGGCCCACCAGCCACAUAUCAUCCCAUGAGAUGUAUUGGCUUCUAAUUGAUGUUGGUCAUAUGGGAAAUCCAGCAAAUGCCCCUGCAGAUUCACAAGCCUACACCCUCGCGACAGCGAAGAACAAGGCGUGCCCUUUUGGCCAGGUUAUCGACGAGGUUGUAGAAUGCGAGAGGGCCAAAUAUUCAAACUCAUAUAACCCUCCAGAUGAAGAUAAAGUGCCUCUGGAGGACGAAAUAAUAGAAAAGAUUGAGGACGAUGUUAUCCAAAACGGGGGAGAUGCGAACCCUCCUAUUCCACCAGAAAUGAGGAUAACGUCUGCAUUCUUCCUUGCCCAGCAGAAUAAUGACUGUGACCAAUUUACAGAUGUGAAUGGAAAGGGCUUUUUCGAUCUUGAAAUUAUCAAGCUCUUGAUUCUUUACGACGAAAUGGAACCUGUGCUACGUGAAUGUGCCCAUGAGGAAAUGGGCAUCGACACUUGA